This is a messenger RNA of Asparagus officinalis (garden asparagus), 755 nucleotides long. RefSeq names its product signal peptidase complex catalytic subunit SEC11C-like. Gene Ontology annotation, molecular function: serine-type endopeptidase activity. The record is from RefSeq and is a predicted model, not a curated record. Lineage: Eukaryota; Viridiplantae; Streptophyta; Magnoliopsida; Asparagales; Asparagaceae. Gene Ontology annotation, cellular component: signal peptidase complex; membrane. The coding region runs from base 16 to 564 and encodes 182 amino acids. The transcript is spliced from 8 exons.
UGCGGGAGAUCAAGAAUGGGUUUGAUCGGAGACAGCGUUGAAUCAAUCCGUUCUUUUAAGAUCAAGAGUUUGGUAUAUGUGACGAUGCAAUGUAAUUUAGGGCUAAUUGUAUCUUCGGCGUUGAUCAUAUGGAAGAGUUUGGUAUAUGUGACGAGGAGCGACUCACCCGUAGUUGUGGUUCUAUCCGAAAGCAUGGAGCCUGGCUUCAAGAGGGGUGAUAUUUUAUUUCUACGCAUGAGUAAAGAUUCUAUUCGUGCUGGUGACAUAGUUGUAUUUAAUGUUGAUGGACGUGAUAUUCCUAUCGUUCAUCGUGUAAUUGAGGUCCAUGAGCAAGAGGGCACAAGAGAAGUUGAUAUAUUAACUAAAGGUGAUAACAACGACCUAGAUGACAGAGUUAUGUAUGCUCGAGGUCAGCGUUGGCUUCAGAAGCAGCAUAUCUUGGGACGAGCAAUAGGGUUUUUACCAUAUGUUGGAUGGGCCACCAUUAUAAUGACUGAGCAGCCAAUUGUUAAGUUUUUAGUGAUUGGUGCUUUAGGAUUGUUGGCGAUAACGUCCAAGGACUAGGGAACUUUGGAGAUGAGUCUGGCAAUACAAAAUAUACAAUUUAAAGGAGCAUAGUUCUUUUCUUUUGUUUUUCUUUCUAACCUUCUGGACCAGAGAAUAUUGUAAGAGUUUUAUUCUAAAUCCUCAAUAUCUCCCUAUUUAUACAGAUGAUAAACACGUAAAAUAUGCAUUAUCUUAGUAUGUUUCAAGCA